Mustela erminea (ermine) is the source of this 5039-nucleotide messenger RNA. RefSeq names its product nucleolar protein with MIF4G domain 1 (gene NOM1). Gene Ontology annotation, cellular component: nucleolus. Gene Ontology annotation, molecular function: protein binding; RNA binding. The transcript has 14 exons. Lineage: Eukaryota; Metazoa; Chordata; Mammalia; Carnivora; Mustelidae. The record is from RefSeq and is a predicted model, not a curated record. Gene Ontology annotation, biological process: ribosomal small subunit biogenesis. Bases 1 to 4863 code for a protein of 1620 amino acids.
AUGUCCAGCAUCCUAAAAAUCCCCAUCGUCUACUGCGGCCUCGGCAAAAACAGGCCCGUGCCAGGCCACGCGCCGACACCGGAGCUCAGCAUCCGUCCGGGACGCGCUGGCGGAGGUGCGGAGCCUCGCGUCGGCUGGCGGGGCUCAUUCAACUCGGCUAUUCGCCUCCCAAAAGCGGAUCAAGAGAAUCGUUACAUCAGCAGCCGCACAGUGCGUCCUGCUCAGCCGGGUCAUCAGCGCAGGGGCGGGGCAGGACAGCCACGGGGGCGCGGCAAAGAGCCCGUUUCUGCUUCCCUGAACCACGAGGGCCCGCAGGCCGCCCGGCCUGGCCGACGCACCCUCGGCGGCUCUUCCCAGCAGGGGCAGGCGUGGAGCUCACAGACUCCCCGACCCCCGACGGUCCACGGCGGACCUUCUGCCUCCGCGGAGACAGCGAGCAAGAGGAGACGCCCGCUUGCGCCGUGGGCAACACCGACACCCGCCCACGCCGGCCUAGGAGUCGCCGCGGGCCUCUGCGCCGCGUCGGGAGGGGGACACCUGGCCUGGCGGGGCUCCCGCGAUCACGCUCCUCUCCUUCUCCUCGGUUCCCUCGCUCAGCGCGCCGGUCCCCCGAGCUCUGCGCCCGCCACCCACCUAGAAGGGACAGAACGUGCCCGGGUCGGGUUACAAGGACACCGGGCGGGCCGCGCAGCUCUCGGCUCCGGCGCGCCCACGCGGGGAGAGACACGGGCGCGCGCGACCGUCCGGGCCGGUUCGCCGGGCAGCAGGCCGCGGCCCGGGAGCGCCCGGCAGCGCGUUAACGCGGGCUCUGCGGGCGGCGCGGACGCGGUGGCCGGGGGCUCUGCACGGCGGCCCGGGACGGCGGCCCCGAGGAGCCACGGCAGCAGCCCGCGGUCCACCCGCCGGACCCGGCCGGGCGGCCCCGACCCACCGGCCUUCGGAGCGUGGCCCGCGGCGCUCGCGCCUGCCCCGCACCCGCAGGCGGCCCGGGCUCGGGCAGGAGGACGCGCGCAGUCGCGACGCCCCGAAGGACGGGCCCUCGGAGCCCCUCGGAGCCGCCGUCGGGGAGCGCCGCCCGCGAAGGCCGGCCCGGCCCGGAGCCGAACGUCCGAGGCCGCGGGCUCCCGUCACGCCCCGGCCCGAGACGCCCCGACCGGCCGCGGGAGCCCCGGGACUCUGAGGCGGACAAGCUUCUCUCCGAGCGGGGGCGGGGGGCCGGCGCCGUCUCCGUCCGCUUCGCCGCGGGGCCGUCCGCAGCGCGAGCCGGAGCCGCGGGAGCGACGGGGCGGCCCGCGGCGCUCGGCCCCGGUCCCCGCGGGAGCCCCGGGCGCGGGUGCGCGCGAGCGGCGGGUGCAGGGCCGUGUCGCCGCCGGGGCGCGAGCCGCGGGGCCUCCUCCGGAGGGCGGGAAAGCCGCGCGCUCGGACCACGCUCCUCGCGGCGACGGCGCUCGGCUCCGCGGCGACGGCGCUCGGCUCCACAGCGCCCCCCGCCGGAAGCGGCCGUCGGAAGGAAGCGGCCGUCGGCCGGAAGCGGUCGUCGGCCGGAAGCGGUCGUCGGCCGGAAGCGGUCGUCGGCCGGAAGCGGCCGUCGGAAGGAAGCGGCCGUCGGCCGGAAGCGGCCGUCGGCCGGAAGCGGCCGUCGGCCGGAAGCGGCCGUGGGCCGGAAGCGGCCGUCGGCCGGAAGCGGCCGUCGGCCGGAAGCGGCCGUCGGCCGGAAGCGGCCGUCGGCCGGAAGCGGCCGUCGGCCGGAAGCGGCCGUCGGCCGGAAGCGGCCGACGCGGGGCGGCUCCCGGGAGCGCACGCGGCCGGUGUUCCGAGGCGUCCUCUGUGGCGAGGGCGGUUAGCAGGGGCCACGCGGUCUCGACGACCUUCGUGUCCGUAGCAGAUGGCCACGGGUGCGGGCGCUGGCUUUCACCUAAACUUAUAGUAACUGAGGAACGCAAACCCCGGAGCGGGAGGACGCGGCCCCGGAGGAGACAACGCAGGAGCGGCCGCCCGGCGCGGCGGACGGACAGACGGGGCGGCGGCGACCGCGAGGACACGAGCGCGCGAGCUGCGCGUGCCGCGGGACCGCCGCGGGGCCGGCGCUGGCCGAGACCCAGGGAACUCGGCAGCCUGCGUAAGCUGCGGGUCCCAGACGCUUCCCUCGGGCCGGACCGACCGCCAGGCGUCGACGUCAGACCUCGGGAUCUGCCGACCGCGGAGACGUCCGGGAGCUCGGGACCCGCGCGGCGCCUCGGCCGCCGGGGCCGGGGACCCCACAGGCAGCCCGGGCGCGGGGUACGCCGCGGGCCGAAGGGCGGCACCGAGGGGGCCCUGAAGCGGCUAAAGCUCGCGGUGGAGGAGUUCGUGCAGGCGAGCUCCGAGGGUGAGAUCCCCGGCGGCGCCGCGGGGCCCCCCACGGGCGGGCGCGUGCGGCCGGGCGGGAGGAAGAGCCGCAAGGAGCUGAGGAAGGAGAAGCGGCACCUGAGGAAGGCGCGCCGGCUGCGGAGGACUGCGGGGCUCGCGGAGGGCCCGCGUGCGGGCGGCGGCGGCGGAGCCGGGGGAACGGGCGGCCCCCGGGCGGCGGCGGCGGCGGCGGCGGGAGAGGGCGGCCGGCCGUCCCCUCGUCGGGCCCCGCCGCCGCCGCCGGAGGAGCUGCGACCUCCCCAGGCCAAGGGCGCCCGGGCCCGCCCCGAGCCCAGAGCCCCCCCCGGGACCCCCAGGCCCUCUGCAGCCGCCGCUGCCGCUCGGAAACGGGCACUUCUGGCGGCCAACGAGGAGGAGGACCGGGAGAUCCGGAAGCUGGAGCGGCGCCUCGGCUUGAACAAGCGCAAGAGGAAGGGCGGCGGGAGCUCCGUGCCGCUCAGCUUCGCCCGGGAUGGGCUCGACUACCUCCUGGGGGCCCUGGAGCCUGGACACAACGGCGGCUGGGGCGAAGGCGGCCGCGCGGAGGACGAGGACGAGGACGAGGACGAGGAGGAGGAGGAGGAGGACGCCGGACAGACGCUGCCGGACAGCGGCACCGACGGCGGCACCGACAGCGACAGCGACACCGACGGCGGCACCGACGGCGGCACGGAGGGCGAAGGGCAGCACGAGGCUGAGGAAGAAGAGGGCCGGCCGGGAGCAGAAGCCGGAGCAGAGACCGAGCGCGCGGACGCGGACGACGACGGGCAACCAGCCCCGCAAGGGCGAGCCGCGUGCGGGAGGAGCGGAAGGAGAGUCCGUUUCGCGGACGGAGGGAGGGAGCCGGCCCCGGAGGACCCGGACGCAGCGGACCAGCAGAGUCUCUGUGAGAACGAGGGCAAGUACAUCCCCCCUCACGUGAGGCAAGCUGAGGAAACCGCGAGUGGUCAGAAAAAGGAGGGCCUGGAGAGGCUGCAGAAACAUGUCAAAGGUCUGAUCAACAGGUUGAGCGAGCCGAGCGUGGCCUCCAUCAGCGGGCAGCUGGAGGAGCUGUACACGGCCCACAGCAGGAAAGACAUGAACAGCACCCUGACGGGCGUCCUCCUGAGCGCCUGCGCGCCCGCCGCCGCCAUGCCCAGCCGGCUGGUGAUGGAGCCCGUGCUGGUGCUCAGCAUCCUUCACCACACGGUCGGGGUCGAGGUCGGUGCUCACUUUCUGGAGGCCGUGGUGAAGAGGUUUGAUGCCGCCUAUAAGAACGGAGGCGAAGGGAAGGAGUGUGAGAACCUGCUCACCGUCGUUGCUCAUUUGUAUAACUUCCACGUGGUGCACGCUUGCCUGGUCUUUGACAUUUUGAAAAAGCUUAUUGGGACUUUCACAGAAAAAGAUAUUGAACUGACCCUAUUAAUGCUGAAAACCGUGGGCUUCUCGUUGAGAAAAGAUGAUGCUCUGUCACUCAAGGAACUGAUCGUGGAGGCCCAGGCCAAAGCCAGUGCGGCCAGCGGCAAGUUCCAGGACCAGACCAGGGUUCGGUUUAUGCUGGAGACCAUGUUGGCGCUGAAGAACAAUGACGUGCGGAAGAUCCCGGGCCAUGACCCUGAGCCUGUGGAGAAGCUCAGGAAGUUACAGAGAGCGUUGGUGCGCAGCGCCGGCUCGGGUGCCGAAACUCAGCUCCGCAUCUCCUGGGACAGCAUCCUGAAUGCCGAGCAGACCGGCCGCUGGUGGAUCGUGGGGUCCGUGUGGACUGGGACCCCUAUGAUUGACAACGGUCAGCAGAAGAUCGCAGAGAAGCCGCCCUCGGGGACGGUUAGUGGGAAGAUACUAGAACUCGCCCGAAAGCAAAGAAUGAACACCGAUGUCAGGAGGAACAUAUUCUGUACAAUAAUGACUAGUGAAGAUUUCUUGGACGCGUUUGAGAAGCUUCUGAAGCUGCGGCUGAAGGACCAGCAGGAGCGGGAGAUCGUUCACGUCCUCCUGGAUUGCUGCCUUCAAGAGAAGACCUACAACCCUUUCUACGCGUUCCUGGCUGGCAAGUUCUGCGAAUACCAGAGAAGGUUCCAGAUGACUUUCCAGUUCAGCAUAUGGGAUAAAUUUCGGGACUUAGAAAAUUUGCCAGCCACUAAUUUCUCUAAUUUGGUUCACCUGGUAGCCCACUUGUUGAAGACGAAAUCACUUCCGCUUUCUAUUUUAAAGGUAGUGGAAUUCGGCGAACUGGAUAAACCCAGAGUCCGCUUUUUACGAAAAGUGUUAUAUAUUGUGUUAAUGGAAACAGAAGCGGAAGACCUUGGUUCAAUUUUUGCCAGAGUGAGCGACAGCCCGAAGCUGGGCCUGCUGAGAGAAGGUCUGAAGCUCUUCAUCGGCCACUUCCUGCUGAGGGGCGCGCCGGCGAGCACGAGCGGGGAGGCGGCCGAACGGCUGAGGGCGAGGGCCGACCUCUCCACCAAGGCUCUGCAGGGCAAGGCUUCCCUGAUGAUGUAGUCCCGAAGCAGAGAGGAGCGGCCCGCGCAUUUCUCUGAAAAUGCCCUUUUUAAACCCAGAAGGCUUGUUACGCCGCUGGCUGCGUGUGCAGGUGGCAGGGCUCUGCCACGGGCUGCUGUGCUUGAGAUCCUGCGUUUCCAGUAAUUUUUAAAUUCAUGGUCAUACUGUGUUUCUGU